Molecule: messenger RNA, 3720 nt
Organism: Dermatophagoides farinae (American house dust mite)
Lineage: Eukaryota; Metazoa; Arthropoda; Arachnida; Sarcoptiformes; Pyroglyphidae
Source: RefSeq, a predicted model, not a curated record
AUGCAUCUUUGUAAAGGUAAUGACGAUGAUGAUGAUAUUAUUAUUUCAUCGGCUGUCAAUGAUCAACAACCGAAACAACAACAGCAGCAGCAGCAACAGCAGGAGGAACAGAAUUGUCCAAUUUUACACAAUAAUAAUACUGUGACAACAACAAUGUUGACUUCAACACCGGUUACAAUUGAUUGUAGUGGUCAUCAUCAUCAUCAUCAUCAUCAUCAAUUGUUUCAAAAUAAUUCUGUGAAUAAUACCAAUAAUAAGCUGAUAAAACCGAUUUCAAAUAUAAUGUAUGAUCAUCAUCAUCAAUUAACCAAUUCAAUUUGGUCAACAGAAAACGAUGGUGAUCAUACAUCAAAAACAUCAACAAAUACAAUGGCUACCGGUGGUGGUGGUGCUGGUAAUGGUGUUGAUUCAAGCUAUGAUUCUGAUCCAGAAUCAUCACAAAAUAGUGAAUUAAGAAAAUUAGUCACUGAUCUUAUUGAUUCUGGUAAUUCAACAACACCAGAUCAAGAUACAGAUGUUGAUCUAGGAUUUCGACCACAAACAAAUGAUCUACAACAACACCAGCAACAAUCACAGCAACAGUUAUUAUCGUUUGCAGAAUCUAAUCAAUUCGAUAAUAUUGAUCCAUUAUCAUCAUUUCAUCAUCCACAACAACAUCAUCAUCAUCAACAUCAACCUCUUGGAUGUUCAAUAUCAUCAUCGAUAUUGCUCAAUUAUAAUUCAUCCAAUGUUGGUGGUAGUGGUGGUGGUGGUGAUGCUGCUAAAUCAACUGUUGGUAAAACUUUAUCUAGUCCAGUAAUUGGAUCAUCAUCAUCUUCAUCAUCUACAUCUAAUAAUAAUUCCAAUUUAAAUGUCAAUAAUGGAAAUAAUUUGACCACAGCAACAAAUAUUUCAACAAAUAAUCGAGCUAGCAUUAGUGGUGGUAUUGAAUUACGUCCAAUCGUAAUUGAUGGCAGUAAUGUUGCUGUAAAUCAUGGUAAACAGAAAUAUUUUUCAUGUCGUGGUAUUGAACUUUGUGUGGAUUGGUUUAAAUCACGUGGCCAUCAAAAUAUUGCUAUAUUUGUGCCAUCAUGGAGAAAAUCACCAAAUGCCGAUUUUGAUCUUCCUGUUAAAGAUCGUGAAAUUCUUCUUAAACUUGAACAAGAUGGUCUAUUAUAUUUUACACCAUCACGUAAUGUAUCUGGUCGUAUAUUGGCAUCAUAUGAUGAUCGUUAUAUAUUGAAUCAUGCAUUAAAAAAUGAUGCUAUAAUCGUAUCGAAUGAUCUCUAUCGUGAUCUAGUUGCCGAUAAUUUAGAAUAUAAAAAACUUGUUGAUGAACGUUUAUUAAUGUAUCUAUUUGUUGAAGAUGAAUUUAUGCCACCAGAUGAUCCACUUGGUCCACAUGGACCAUCAUUGGAUAAAUUUCUAUCAAAACCAUUGUCAUCAGAAAAUGUUCGUAAUAUUGCCAAAUUCAAUAAGAUUUGUCCAUAUGAUAAAAAAUGUACAUAUGGUAAUAAAUGCAAAUAUUAUCAUCCAGAACGACAAAAAUUACCAUCAACAUCGACAACAAAUUCAACAUCGUCAUCAUCCACGUCAUCAAUAUCAACAUCAUCUUCACAAUGUUCUACAACAAUAGCAAAUAAUAAUAAUAAUAAUAAUAAUUUGAUUGUAAUGCAAUCAAAAUCCAAUGAUUUUCAUUCAUCCGAUUCAUCAUUAAUAACAAAUAAAAAUAAUGGUCAACAGACAAACAAUAGCAAACAACUUAGAAUGUUAAAAAGUUUACCAUUAAAUCAUCAUUCAAAAAAUUCUCAAUCAUCAAGUUCAAAUAAUAAUUUGGCUAAUAUUUGGUCUAGCGCUGAUAAUAGUAGCGGUAUACUUAUACCUGGUACAUCUGGUAUGUCGAUGAAUACGAUGCAGAAGAAAACAUUGUUUCGUACCAAAUCCAGUGUGUCAAUAGAGCUUCAAGAAAAACAGCAACAACAACAAUCACAACAACAACGGAAUCGUAUUAUCAAUAACAAUGAUAAUGGAACAAAUAAUAGCCAACAAUCAAAGAAUAAAUCAACAAUUAAUCAACAACAAUCACAUCGAAAAUUAGAAAGACAAUUAACAUUAUAUUCUGAUGCUGAUCCACGAUUACCAAAUCUGUUUCCAGUAUCAACAAAUAAAGAAAAAUUAUCACAGGCAAAAAGCUGGAAUAUGGUAAUCGGUGGUGGCCAUCAUAACCAAGGAACAAACAAUCAAAACGGUUUAUUAGUACAAACAUUAUCUAAUUCAAUGGCAACAUUAUCAUUUUCAUCUUAUGGUGGUGGCGAUAGCCAACAACAGCCAUAUAAUAAUCAACAAUCUUCAACAAAUUCCAUUCGAAAUCCAUUGAAUACACAAUCAUGUCGAACGAAUACAACAACAACAACCAAUCAAUCACCAAUUCAAUUUAAUCAUCAUAAUUCUAAUCAACAUCAUCAUCAUCAUCUUCAUCAUCAUCAUCAUCAAAAUCAUCAACAGCAACAAACGGUUAAUAUACAUGGUAAACCAUUGAUGAUUAAAUCACAUUCAUUAUCAUCAUCGAAUGAUAUUAUUCCCAUAGAUUUAGGCACUGCCACAUCCGCAACAAUUGAUCCGCAUACAUUAUCAUCAUCACAUUAUAUUUCACAACAACAACAACAUCAUCAUCCACAUAAACAAUCAUCACAAUCACCUUAUCAUCAGAAAUAUUCCAAUAUUACAACAUUAAAUAUCAACAAUACAACAAAUCGUUCGAAUCCUAUUGCAGCCGCAUUAAUUGAUGAUCAAAUUGUUCAUCAUUAUCAUCCGCAACAACAACAACAACAACCACAACAACAUCUAAUUAAUUUAAUAUCAACACAAGAAUCUUAUCAUAAUUCUCAUCAUCUUAAUCAUUAUCAUCAUCAUAAACAUCAACAACAACAACAUACACAGCAAUCAAAUUGGCAAUCAACACAACGACAACAAAAAACGGAUGUAGAUAUGUCAGCUGGAUUAUCAUCAACAUCAAACAUUGAUCAUAAUCAUCUUAUUAAUCAACAAAAUCAUCAUUAUCAUAAUCAAUUAGUGGGCCAAACAUUGAUUGAUCCAUUAUUACAACAAACCGAUCGUAAUGUUACAAUUCAACAACAACAACAACAACAACAAUUCAAUGUAAUACGUUCGAAAAUCUAUUAUCAUCUAUCAUCAUUAUUUCCAUCGGAAAUUGUCUAUAAAGCGAUGAUAAAAAUGCCAAAUGAAACUGAUCCAAAUAAAAUUUGUGCUGUUAUAAUCAAUAUGAAUUAUGAACAAAAUACAGCUACAGCUACAGCUAACGUCACUGCAUCAGUCAUAGCAAUACAAUCAACAUCAAAUACGGCAACAACGGUAACAACCACACAGAAUGAUUCAUCAGCAACAUUAUCAACAUCAACAUCAUCAUCAUAAUAAUCUUAAUAAAAAAAAAGAAAUGAAAAAAAAAAUUCCAAAUUCCAUUCUCUUUAAUAUCUCAGUUGAUGAGAAAUUUCUUUCUAAUCUUAAUUUUUUCCCUUUCCAAUCAUAUUUCCUUAUUCAAAUCAGUCAUUAUUAUUGAAAAUUAAUCAAUUGAUUGGAAUAUAAGAGAAAAAUUCCGCAAUCAUAAUCAUCAUCAAUUAUUUUUAUUUUUACAUUUACAAUGAUGACCACAAAUUCUAUGAUUUAUGAAAAAAUCGAUUUCACCGAUAAAAAAAAAUCCUAUGCCAAUCUUUAAAUAUAUUU